Tripterygium wilfordii is the source of this 894-nucleotide messenger RNA. RefSeq lists its product as uncharacterized. Lineage: Eukaryota; Viridiplantae; Streptophyta; Magnoliopsida; Celastrales; Celastraceae. The record is from RefSeq and is a predicted model, not a curated record. Bases 173 to 787 code for a protein of 204 amino acids. The transcript is spliced from 6 exons.
GGCUCGACUGAGCCCACGAAAUCCGACUUCUCCUGCUUACAUUGCACGCGCCUGCCGGGCGUUCUUCUGUGGGGCAGUGGACUAGCAGAGGCCAGAGAACGGUUGCAGACUCUCUCUGUAGCAAUGAUAGUCAGAGUUUGUUGAGCUCAUAACCAAAAUCAAAAAAUACCGAAUGGGCGCUUCGGAAUCCAUUCUAUCGAGCUCACAGGCACUCGCUGAUGAAAUCACCACCGUCUCCGAGCGAAUGGAAGUGGUUGACCCGAUCUUAGAAAGGCUCAAAUCCCUGAAAAUGACAACGCCUAUAUUAACUUCACCACCCGCAGAGGGCAGUUUGACUGAUAUUCUGGUGAGGAAACCAUCUGCUUCUUCUGCUCCUGCCACUGUGAAUCCAAAGAUACUACUUCAGCUAUUUUCAAUGUACCGAGCUUGGCAGGAAGAGAAGACCCAGAAGAUCAGCAAGAAACAGGAAGAGAUAGAAAACAAGAUAGAAGUUGCAGAUGCUUUGGCGGUUAAACUUCAUCAGCUCCUAAAUUACUCAGUCUCAGCUAUGAAGACGACUUCACAACAUCUAUCAGAAGUUCAUGGAUUGCAGGUGGAGAUCGGCGAGCUUAAAGGGAGGUUAACCGAAGUUAUCAGUAAUUGUGAUGCAUUGCGCAAGAGAAUUGCCGCAGAGGGACCAGAAUCUCUCAGGUCAUCUAUCAAGCCAUUCCAGGUUGCCGUUUCCGAGUCCCCCACAUCCUCUUCUACACAAAGAGAGCUCAACAGAAAGACACCUUCUAGUGAAUGAAAUUAGGCCUGGGUUUACUUCCCUUCUCUUUUCCCUCCACUUCUUGUAUAUAUAAUAGUAAACAUUAUUCUUCAACUAUUCUCAUUGUUCAUUGGAUUAUGAUCAAA